AUGGAGGCAGCUGGGUUUGGCCAAGAUAGGACCAGGAGAGGCUGGACCCUGGGGCAUCUCUGCUCCCUCCUGGCCAUGGCACUGCUGGCUUCGAGCCUGGUGCAGGGUGCCCAGGGCAGUCAGAAUCAAGCAGGCUGUGGCAAGCAGUUGGUCUCAGGGCGCAUCUUGAAUGGUCAGGCUGCCAAGGACGGGGCCUGGCCCUGGCAGGUCAGCGUGCAGCAAAAUGGCUCCUACAUCUGCGGCGGUUCGCUCAUCUCUGAGAGCUGGGUGGUGUCAGCAGCUCAGUGCUUCACUCCAUCCGUUGACAGCUCAGCGUAUCGGGUGCAGCUGGGUGAAAAGCGGAUUUUCGAUCAGACCCGCAACCAGACGUACUCAUUGGUGAAGCGGGUCGUCCUCCAUCCCAGUUACGACAGUAACACAUACCAGGCUGACAUCGCCCUGCUGGAGCUGGAGAAGCCAACUGUGUUCACGGCCACCAUCAGCCCCGUGUGUCUGCUCGACGCCUCCGUCCGUGCGCCUGCUGGGAAGCCCUGUUGGGUGACUGGCUGGGGGAACCUUUUCCCACAAACGGGUAUUUCCCGACCAUCGACGCUGCAUGAGGUGGAGGUGCUCGCUGUAGACUCCAUGAGCUGCAACAGUCGCUUCCGUGAAGCAUUAAAAAAGCCUGAGAGUUACAGCCCCAUCAAAGAUGAUAUGAUGUGUGCUGGGUACACGGAAGGCCAUAAAGGCUUUGCUUGGGGUGACUUCGGGGGACCCCUGGUGUGUGAAAAGGAUGGGACCUGGUACCUUGCUGGGAUUGUGAGCUGGUUCCUGACGACAACAACGAAUGCUGUUGCUUCUGGUUACCCUGGGGUCUACAACCGCCCAAAUGCCCACAAUGAUUGGAUCCAGAAGAACGUACCUGGUGUGACUUUCAAGGUGGUGAACUUAACUACCACUGACACUCUGAAUGGUGCCAGUCUGUCUGCCACCAUCCCCAGGGUCUCUCUCCUUGUUGUGCUUCUGCGACUGGUCAUCUGA
Molecule: messenger RNA, 1020 nt
Organism: Emys orbicularis (European pond turtle)
Lineage: Eukaryota; Metazoa; Chordata; Testudines; Emydidae
Product: serine protease 27-like
Exons: 6
Coding region: 1-1020 (339 amino acids)
Biological process (GO): proteolysis
Molecular function (GO): serine-type endopeptidase activity
Source: RefSeq, a predicted model, not a curated record